Molecule: messenger RNA, 2316 nt
Organism: Ochotona curzoniae (black-lipped pika)
Lineage: Eukaryota; Metazoa; Chordata; Mammalia; Lagomorpha; Ochotonidae
Gene: CDH19
Product: cadherin 19
Exons: 11
Coding region: 1-2316 (771 amino acids)
Biological process (GO): cell-cell junction assembly; homophilic cell-cell adhesion; calcium-dependent cell-cell adhesion
Cellular component (GO): plasma membrane; adherens junction; catenin complex
Molecular function (GO): cadherin binding; calcium ion binding
Source: RefSeq, a predicted model, not a curated record
AUGAGCGGUGGCUUGGUGAUGCAGUUCGUCCUGGCGAUUCCUCUGCUCUGGACUUACCUUACAGCGCUGGAAACCCCUGAACUGGAGAAGGUGAAACAUGCAAUGGGAACUCCUUCAAGAGUGAAACGUGGCUGGGUGUGGAACCAAUUUUUUGUCCCAGAGGAAAUGAACACUAGUCAUCUUGUUGGCCAGCUAAGAUCUGAUUUAGACAAUGGAAACAAUUCUUUCCAGUACAAACUCUUGGGAGCUGGAGCUGGAGAUAUCUUUACCAUUGAUGAAAAAACGGGUGAUAUCCAUGCCAUAAAGAAGCUCGACAGAGAGCAACAGUCCCUCUACAUCCUAAGAGCCCAGGUAAUCGACACCACCACUGGGAAGGCUGUGGAGCCUGAGUCUGAGUUUGUCAUCAGAGUGUCGGAUGUCAAUGACAAUAAGCCACAAUUUCUGCAGGAACCUUAUGAGGCCAGUGUUCCAGAGAUGUCUCCAGAAGGAACAUUUGUCAUCCAGGUUACAGCAAGUGAUGCUGACGAUCCUUCAACGGGCAACAACGCUCGCCUCCUAUACAGCUUACUACAUGGCCAACCAUAUUUUUCUGUUGAACCAACAACAGGAGUUAUAAGGAUAUCUUCUAAAAUGGAUAGAGAAUUACAAGAUGAGUAUCAAGUUAUUAUUCAAGCCAAAGAUAUGAUUGGUCAGCCGGGAGCACUGUCGGGAACAACAAGUGUAUUAAUUAAACUUCAAGAUAUUAAUGAUAACAAGCCUAUAUUUAAAGAAAGUUUUUACCGCAUGACAGUUUCUGAAUUUGCAUCCACUGGGACUUCUAUAGGAAAAAUCAUGGCACAUGAUAAUGACAUAGGAGAAAAUGCAGAAAUGGAUUACAGCAUUGAAGAGGAUGGCUCUCAGACAUUUGACAUAGUCACUGAUAAUGAGACCCAAGAAGGAAUAGUUAUACUGAAAAAGAAAGUAGAUUUUGAGCGCCAGAACCACUAUGGCAUCAGAGCCAAAGUCAGGAAUCGCCACGUGGAAGAGCACCUCAUGCAAUAUCACACCGAAGCUUCAACCACUUUCAUUAAGGUGCAGGUGGAAGACGAAGACGAACCUCCUGUUUUCCUGCUCCCUUACUACAUUUUCCAAAUUGCUGAAGGAAAUCCACAGGUGUCAAUUGUAGGCGUCGUGUCUGCCACAGACCCAGAUCACACAAAAUCGCCUAUCAGGUAUUCAAUUGUCAGAAGCAAAAUGUUCAGCAUUGAUAACAAUGGCACAAUUAUCACAACUAACACCCUUGACCGGGAGACCAAUGCUUGGUACAACCUCAGUGUUAGAGCCACGGAAGUAUACAAUGUACGUCAGAUUUCUUCAGUUCCCGUGCAUGUACAAAUUCUUGACAUUAAUGAUCACGCUCCUGAGUUCUCUGAACACUACGAGAGCUAUGUCUGUGAAAACGCAGGCCCUGGACAGGUAAUUCAGACUAUCAGUGCAGUGGAUAGAGAUGAAUCCACUGAAGACCACCAUUUCUAUUUCAAUCUCUCUGUGGAAGACACAAACAUCUCAAGUUUUACCAUCAUAGACAAUCAAGAUAAUACAGCUAUAAUUUUGACCAAUAGAACUGGUUUUAAUCUUGAAGAAGAAGCUGUCCUGUACAUAUCCAUCUUAAUUGCCGACAAUGGAAUCCCAUCACUGACAAGCACAAACACCCUUACAGUGCAUGUCUGUGACUGUGGUGAUGCUGGGAACACUGAGUCCUGCAGGAAUAAGGAGCUUGCACUUUCCUUGGGAUUCAUGAUAGAACUCGUGAUUGCUAUUCUGAUCUGCAUUGUGAUAAUAUUUGGGUUUGUUUUAUUGACGUUGGGUCUGAAACAGCGAGGAAAGCAGACUCCGUUUCCCGAGAAAGGUGAAGGCUUUGGAGAAAACAUAUUCAGCUACAACGACGAAGGGGGCGGAGAAGACGACACGGAGGCCUUUGACAUCGUGGAGCUGAGGAGCAGCUCCGUGCGGCGGGAGCGCAAGCUUCGGCAGUCCACCGCCUCCGACAUCCGGAGCCUGUACCGACAGUCCCUGCAGGUGGGCCCAGACAGCGCCAUAUUCCGGAAAUUCAUUCUGGAGAAGCUCCAGGAGGCCGACACGGAUCCUGGAGCGCCUCCUUUCGACUGCCUUCAGACCUAUGCCUUUGAAGGAACCGGCUCAACUGCAGGAUCCCUGAGCUCCUUGGGGUCAGCAGCCUCUGACCAGGAGGAAAACUACGAAUACCUUAACGAGUUGGGACCCCGCUUUAAACGCUUGGCAUGCUUGUUUGGUUCUGCAGUGCAGACCCACAGUUAG